Ambispora leptoticha is the source of this 2280-nucleotide messenger RNA. Lineage: Eukaryota; Fungi; Glomeromycota; Glomeromycetes; Archaeosporales; Ambisporaceae. The record is from the annotation of a GenBank genome assembly.
AUGUCCUCCGUAUCAAAGCAAAAGCGCCUGGCAAAGAAAGCAGCAAAAAAUGCCGCUGGUUCUACAACACCUACAAAAUCGACUGCUUCUCCAGCUGUUGCUACUAGCAAUGGUAACACUAAAAACGGCAAGGCUAGUAAUAGUAAUGGAAACGUCACGCCGUUAUCAAACUCUUCAGCGAGGUCAUCUGUGGAAAAUUUGAGUACAACGUUAGAUGCCUUAAAGUUGUCGAGUGAACGCACAGCCACUGGUGUGCUCGGUACGCAGCUUAGAUCGCGCGAUAUCAAGAUUGAGCAAUAUGGUCUUGUUGGUGCUAAUGGAUCGGGGAAGAGUACAUUUUUGCAAUCAUUGGCGGCGAGAGAAGUUCCAAUUCCCGAGCAUAUUGAUAUAUACCUGUUAAAUCAAGAAGCGGAACCCACCGAUCUAAAUGCCACGGAAUAUGUAAUUCAGGCUGCGAGGGAUGAGGUCGUCCGUCUUGAAAAAGAGGUAGAAGAUUUGCUUGCGGAAGAAGAUGGCGCUGAUGAUCCACGUCUGGAAGAUUUGUAUGAUCGUAUUUCAGCUUUAGACGAGUCAACUUUUGAAUCACGUGCGAGCACGUUGCUUUAUGGUUUAGGAUUCGCAAAAGAUAUGAUGCGCAAAAAGACGAAAGAUAUGUCUGGUGGAUGGAGAAUGAGAGUCGCGUUAGCGAAGGCUUUGUUCAUCAGACCUACCUUACUGUUGUUGGAUGAACCAACAAAUCAUUUGGAUUUGGAAGCUUGUGUGUGGCUUGAAGAAUAUCUGAAAAAUUACAAUCGUAUUCUUGUUCUAGUUUCACAUUCGCAAGAUUUCCUUAAUGGAGUAUGCACAAACAUUAUAAAUCUUAAUCAUCAUAAAAAAUUAGUUUAUUAUGGUGGUAAUUAUGAUGUGUAUGUUCGUACCCGUGCUGAACAGGAAACAAAUCAAAUGAAAGCAUAUUAUAAACAACAGGAAGAAAUUGCUCACAUCAAGAAAUUCAUCGCGUCAGCUGGUACCUAUGCCAAUUUGGUCAGGCAAGCCAAAAGUAAACAAAAAAUUAUUGAUAAGAUGGAAGCGGCCGGUUUGGUCGAAAAGGUUGAUCCACCCGCUCUUUUCAAAUUCAAAUUUGAAAACGUCGAGAAAUUGCCACCUCCCGUGUUGCAAUUUGAUCAAGUAUCUUUUUCCUAUGAUAAAAACUCUAAAAAUCUUUUAUAUGAAGAUUUGGAUCUUGCAAUUGACAUGGAUUCUCGUAUAGCUCUCGUUGGGCCUAAUGGUGUAGGAAAAAGUACCUUGCUCAAAUUGAUGAUGGGAGAAUUACAACCUAACUUGGGAAGAAUAGCUAGACAUACUAAUUUAAAAUUGGCAAAAUAUAAUCAGCAUAGUGCCGAUCAACUUGAAAUGGAUUUAAGUCCAAUUCAGUACAUGAGAAAGAAAUUUGCUCAUCUCAAUGCCGAUGUAGACUUUUGGAGAAGUCAAAUUGGUCGAUAUGGGCUUACUGGAGCUCAUCAAACCUCACCAAUUGGUACACUCAGUGACGGCCUAAAAACUCGGUUAGUAUUCGCUGAGAUUGUAUUAAUGACACCCGAUAUCAUUCUAAUGGACGAACCGACAAAUCAUUUGGAUAUGGAAAGUAUUGAUUCCCUAGCCAAAGCCAUCAAAGAAUUUACUGGUGGUGUUGUGCUAGUAUCCCACGACUUUCGAUUAAUAUCACAAGUCGCUGAACAGAUCUGGUUAUGUAAGGACAAAACGGUCACACCUUGGAAUAGUUCUAUCGAGGCUUACAAGAAACAUCUAGCAAAGAGCGAUGGAGAUUCUUUAAUGAUCCUUUUCUACCUUAUCUAUGCAUUUUGUAAAUUUGAUGAAAAGAAAAGGUUAUUUCGUGAUUAUAAUCCAAUUUCAUCAUUUGAUCAUUUGGGUAACAAAGAAAAGAGUAGAGAGAGGAACGCGAUUUUGUUGUAUUUAUGGCAAAAUACAAAGUGUGUGGUGAUUGGUCGGAAUCAGAAUCCAUGGAGUGAAUGUAAUAUGAGAUUAUUGCGUGCUGAUGGGAUACCGCUUGUAAGGCGAAAGAGUGGUGGUGGUGCGGUUUAUCAUGAUCAUGGCAAUACAAACUACACCGUAAUAAUGCCACGUGCACGAUUUACACGUCGUGAGAAUGCCAAAAUUGUAGCCAAGGCCAUACGUGAUGGAUUUGGGAUUCGGGAGGCAUAUGUUAAUGAGCGACAUGAUAUUGUUGUUAACGGGUUAAAGAUAUCCUUAUACUUGCAUAAUUUCAUUGGAUUCUAUUAA